UUAUAAAGACUUUGUGUCAAUGGAUGCUCUCAUUGAUAAACAACGAGACGACAGAAUUGAUAAAAUUCCUUAUUUUAAUAUCAAUCCAAAAAAGGAUAUAUUUAUAAUCGGUUACACCUCUGGAACCACUGGCGUACCGAAGGGUGCAAUGGUUUCUCACUAUAGCUUUGUCGCCGUUUUAGAGGACGUAAACUGUCAGAAACCGAAUCCAAUGACUUCAGCCAAUAUAUACCCUUUCGGGCAUAUGAGCGGUUCGGCUACACUUGCCGUUAGUCUGAUUUGUGGCAACGCUAUGGUCUUAUACGAAGACAUUACUGCCAUUGAUAUCUUGAAGUCAAUUGAAAAAUAUCGUAUCAAUUCUGUGCCAAUGUUUCCCUAUUUCGCUAAAUUAUUACUCGACGACAAUCUCACCAAAGGGUAUGAUUUAUCGAGCGUUAUGUUUAUGAAUGGCAUCUACGGAUUGAGUGAAUAUAUGACACCAGUUUCUGGCGGAACCAAUGGGUCCGUGGGAUCGGUUCACAACAACACUGAAUUAAAGAUUAUUGAUUUAAUUAGUGGUCAAAGUCUCGGUCCAAAUAUCACGGGUGAGAUAUGCCUUCGAGGUAUUAAAAUGUUUUCCGGGUAUCUGAACAAUGAGGUACAGACCAAAGCAGUGAUCGAUAGGAAGGGUUGGUUACAUACGGGAGAUAUAGGAUACUAUGACGACAACGAGAAGAUGUAUAUAACCGAUCGGAUCAAAGAGUUGAUUAAAUACAAGCACUGGUCGGUAGCGCCGGCGGAAGUGGAGGCUCUGCUAAUGACACACGAGUCGGUCGCUGAGACUGUUGUGGUCGGAGUGAGACAUGAAACGGAUGGACAGCACCCGAGGGCUUAUGUCAAAGCAAAGACUGACAGACAUAUCUCUGGCCAGGAAUUGAUUGAUUUUGUUGAAGGGAAGAGUGCUCUUCAAAACCGACUUCGAGCCGGAGUUGUAUUUGUCGAUGAAAUACCCAGGACAGUUCUUGGAAAAGUGGACAGGAAACAGCCUCUGAAUAUAAUCAUUAGA
Medioppia subpectinata is the source of this 1045-nucleotide messenger RNA. The record is from the annotation of a GenBank genome assembly. Lineage: Eukaryota; Metazoa; Arthropoda; Arachnida; Sarcoptiformes; Oppiidae.